Entamoeba invadens IP1 is the source of this 2658-nucleotide messenger RNA. RefSeq names its product DNA double-strand break repair Rad50 ATPase, putative. Lineage: Eukaryota; Evosea; Mastigamoebida; Endamoebidae. The coding region runs from base 1 to 2658 and encodes 885 amino acids. The transcript has a single exon. The record is from RefSeq and is a predicted model, not a curated record.
AUGAGCUUCAUCCCAGACCGAACUAAAUCGACACCAGUUGCCCGCCCAACAAAGAAGACCUCACAAUAUAAUACAGACGCACAAAUAUUUAUCCCACAAAAACCACACCAGAGCAAAAAAAUUAACCAACCAAAAGCCCUAAAAGUGGGCCCAGUUGAACCCUCCUUACCACAAAACGAGGGUUUGGACGUGAAUGGUCACUUCAUUACCCCGUCUGCGACUCCGUCGAAAAGUGACAUGGUGGACUUUGUUCCAGAAGUGAAGUCGGCAAGUAUCCCACAUGAGAAGUUCGUCAUCAACCCAUCCACACUUAAAACUAAUGCACAUAUUUUUGUACCAAAGAAGAAGACUGUUGAAAAGGAGAAGACGGAAAAUGGUGGUUGCGAGAUGGACACCUUCAAAAUGAAUAGUAAACCCUAUGUGCCAAAAAGGAAAAAACAACAGGAAGUUGAACACGAGAAAGAAAAGGUAGAAGAAGAAGUCAUAGAAACCCAAACAAAACCCGAAGAAAAGAUUCCUCAAAAGGAAGAGAAAGUUGUAGAGAAAGUUGAAGAAAAACUUGAAGAAAAAAUAGAAGAAGAACAACACCAAGAAGAAGACGAGUGGACUCAAGUUGAAGUGGGCGGGAAGAAAAGAAAAAUCAACGAAAAAGUUGAGAAUGAAAAGAAACAAAAAGCAAAGGAAAGGAGAAAACGACAAGAAGAGAAAGAACGAAAAGAAAAGGAAUUACAAAAAUUACAAGAAUUAAAAGAAAAGGAAGAACAAGAGGCUUUAGCAAUUAUCGAAGCACAAAAGGCACAAAAAGAAAAGGAAGAACAAGAAGAAAAAGAAAAAUUGGCAAAAGAACUUGAGAUUAAGCAAAAGGCCAAUGCACUGCAAAAAUCUUCUACUGAAAUUCCACAACCAACAGUAAUAGAAAAAGUCUUUGAAAAAUAUGAACCGCCAAAACUCCCCAAAAGUGACGAACACGACGAAAAACCUUUGGCUCAAGUGCAAAGUGAAAAACUUCCAAUUAAAAAGAACUCGAGCGAUGAAUAUGUCGCACCUAACCGCUCUAUUUCUACUCUUCCAAAAAUAGUUGAGAAGAAGUACUCCAUCAAUGAAAUGAAAAGUCUGAGAGGAAAACAAGAAAGAGCACGAGACUCGGUUUAUGAAAUCUUCCAACGGUUUGUGAAGAGUGAAGUGAAGAAAGAGGAGAAGAAAAUACAAGUCGACAAAACAACUGCGUUUUACAAGUUAUCAUUCAACCAAUUGACAAAAGAAAAAUUGGAGAAAAUAGCGAAUGACAUGGUCUUCCAAAUUCGAACGAAGGAAGAUAGUGCAAUGAUGCUUCAAAUUCUUUUCAAGAAGUCGAUCAAUGAACAAAAGUAUGUCCACUUGUAUGUCAAGUUCUUCAUCCGAAUCACUCAAUUGAUGGAAACUAUGGAGAACAAAAAGGAGAUCUCUGAGGUCAUGAUCAUCUCCCUUCUUAACCUCGCGGAAGCCCAAUUCAAACAUCCGCCAGUGCCACGAAAACCAGUUGAAGGCGAAACGGCAAUGGACCAAGUUCAACGAGAAGAGUUGAAUGCUAUAGACGAAGUGGAGUAUGUCGGAACAGUCUAUUUAGUCAGUUACUUGUACAUAGAAGGCAGAGUACUUCCUACACUUGUGUUACAAUGUUUGAACACACUGAGCUCAAUUGGCGGGAAAUUGCCACUGAAGGCGUACAAAACGUUGGUAAAGGAGACGUGCACCAAAUUGUCGAAACAGGUGGACUUGAAGGGGGUUAUUACAAUGACUGAGAAUAUGAUGAAAGUUCCGACUAUCACUUUCAUGGAGAAGGUGUGGCUGGAGGAGAGUGUCUCGCAACUCAAAACUGCGAUGAAGGCCGCGGAGCUUCAAAAGGAUAAACAAGAUAAAAAGGAGACUAAAGUGAAACCGCCAAAGUCUGCUCAACCAAAGACUGGCAAACUGUGUGUUGAAAAGUUUGUAUCUGGUAAAUGCAAUGCCGCCGAGUUAUGUAAAUAUGUCAUUCAGUUGAGUGAAGAAGAAGUUGGGAAAGGGAUAGAAGAGGCGAUGAACACAAUGGACGAAACAUACAACAAAGACUUAGAGAGUGUCAUUUGCUCUGGUGAUUUCAUCAAAGGAAUUGGAAAUAAGUGGAAGAAUGUGUUGAGCACCAUGAAGAAAUAUAUGAUGAAUGAAAAAGAUGGGUUGGCCUUGUUUGGUGCGGUAUUGGGGAAAAUCUAUUGUAAUGGGUUUAUUGCGAUGAGCGUUAUUAUUGAAAUGAUUAAAGAAAUUGAGAUGGAAUCAUUCAAUGUCGUCGGGAAGAUCAGAAGUCACUUAUUUGUCUUCACUGUUUUUCUCGAGACUGUCGUUGGAGACAAAUCUUUUGACCUUCACCAAAUGCAGAACAACCUUUCGGAAAUUACUAAGGACACUGAAGUCUUGUUUGGAAAAGACCUUCUAGAAAAGGUAUACCACGCUUCAAUAGUCAUUGCGUGUAACUCGGAGGAUGGAGUAUAUGAAGGAAGAGAACAAAUUACUCUUGAGAAGUCAACAAUUUUAAUUCCGUUGGUAACUAAAGGCGUUGCUCUUAAAGUUCUUUCGACGUUGAUGAAUCUCGACGAACGAUCGAAAGCAGUUAAAAAGGAGAUCGAGUCCAACCUCUCGAAGUAA